Molecule: messenger RNA, 1281 nt
Organism: Maylandia zebra (zebra mbuna)
Lineage: Eukaryota; Metazoa; Chordata; Actinopteri; Cichliformes; Cichlidae
Source: RefSeq, a predicted model, not a curated record
CUCAGGAUUCCGCAUUAGGUCCUGGAAAGCUGUGCAGCUUUUAACCACAGCUCUUGUUGUGAGCAGUUUUUUUCUGUUUUCUGCAUUUUCUAAUGAAUUUGCCCUCAACGCAGUCACAUUUGAAUGACAGAGACUAAAAACCACUUCCUGGGGAGUCACGAACACACUUGCGAGAAAGAAAUGGAGAACUGAUUUACAUCAAGCUGCACUCCAUUACUCCUCCUCACUGGAUCAAACUGGCAGCGAUGCAGCUUGGUCAUCCAGUCACCAUCAGCACUUCUCUCCAAAUCCCUCCCCAACCUCACAGUCUGAUAUCCAGGAGCCGACACCCAUUCCUGCUGGACUCCAUCCAGCCCGUGUUGGUCAGGGCUAUCAUCAAUCCAAAACGGGGGAUGGAGGAACCUCUCCAGCCGCAGACUCCACAAAGCCCCAGUAACUGCAGCUCAUCGGGACCUGGUGGGAAAUCCUGCUGGAGUUUAGACCUGAGGGUGGCUAUUCUUCUGCUUACUCUGGCAGGAGCAGUAAUCCUCCUGCUGCUGUACAGACUGUUACAGCUGAGACACAGGCUGAGGAUGGCCAGAGCGAGGCAUGCUUUGGAGUACACCAGCUUCUACCACAGUGGCACCUACACACUCAAACACCCCACACCUUGUCAGGAGCUGCCAGAGAAGAACAGGGCAGUACCUGAAGACACUGCACCACUCCAAACCAUAACCUCAGUGACACCUGCUGUCAUCACCCCAGUGCCACCUCCAUCGCUGCCCUCACCGGCACCCCCUCCACUGCCACUCCCCCCACCUCCUGUCCUACCACGUCCACCUCUUCACCCUCCAGUUUCUCUCCCUCCAACACCCCCUGUCCUGUCACUCCCUCUUCCCGUGCCUGUCAUCCACACCACCCCGCCCAGCCCUCACCUGUCAUGGGGUGCCUGCUCAGAUGCAGAUGUUUAUUCUCGGAUUGGGACUUUCAGGCCAUCCAGGCUUUCCAACCUCUCCAACCAGUCGACAGUCAUCCUGUUUGAACACUCAUCUGUUUGAACUCUCACAGAAUGUGUGUGAUCUCCUCAAGGAGUCUGUGACUGUGACAAGGAUUACAAAAUGUUUCCUGUACUCUAUGUUUGUGUGUGUAAUAUACAGCAAAAUAUAAGAGGUUAAUGUUUCAAAACUUUAAAACAUGAAGUUUGCACUUUGUCAGCCACUGAAGGGCUUUAUUGACAAAAAAAAGAAAGAAAAAAGCAGAUGCAAUAAAAUUGCAAUUUAAUUAAAAACACCUCUAUUAUAA